CAAAAGCUCGUUGGCUGUUUACCAAGUGAAGGAAGGAAGAGUACUUUCGGCACCAUGGGAUUACUGAUGAAAUACAUUUAUCCGCUUCCAGCUCCGAUACGAGCACGAACGAGACCCAUGGAGGUGCUGGCUGUGGGGCUCUCUCGCUCUGGCACAGACUCACUUCGCAAUGCUCUUAUACAGCUUGGGUAUGAUAACACAUAUCACGGAUGGGAACUAGCUGUGCAGCCUAGCGACAACAUUGCUUGGACUCAAUUGUACCUGAAAAAGUACUUCGGCUCGGACGACGGCAAGACAAACAUCACGACGGAAGACUUCGAUGCAGUGCUGGGCGACAGCAUUGCUGUGACCGAUGCUCCAGCAGCCAUGUUUGCCAAGGAUCUCAUUGCUGCUUACCCCGAUGCCAAGGUGAUUCUAAACAUUCGGCCGGAUCUUGAUGCGUGGUAUGCGAGUACGACUUCGACGUUCUGCGGAAACAUGGUCCCAAGAAGCCAUUUGUUGCUUUCUUAUUUUGAUGCUGAGCUGUUUUGGUUCUUUCAUGGGUUUUUCACGACUCUCUUCCGAAAAUUUUACCAUGGAAGCUUCGAGAAGAAUGGGAAAUGGGUAGGAGAGGAGCAUAUUGCCAUGGUGAGAGGUCUCAUUCCAAAAGACAGGUUGCUGGAGUGGAAAGUGGAAGAUGGCUGGGAGCCGCUGUGUGAAUUCCUCGAGAAAGAUGUACCGCAAACGCCAUUUCCAAAAGGCAACACGACAGACGAUUUGGGAAAUAGGUUAGCUGCAUUGCAUAGGACGAGGCUUGCAAGAGCGAAAAGGAAUGCUAUAUUGGUGGGAGCGUCUGUCGUCGGACUAGCUGCCAUGACUGGGGUUGGUGCCUUGAGGAUCUUCUGAGCGCCUACGACGACGUGGACAAGGGUGAGCGGACGCUAGCAUCACUAGUUAUCAACCUGUCGUAGAGCCCCAAGUUUGGUUUCUGGAUGCCGACCUUCACCAACUAGUUUAUUAUCUGUAUAGUACCCUAAAGCAAAUGGACAUGGCGGGCCUUACAAUGGUAGUCGCCGCUAGUAAUUGGGGCAUAACAGAGAGCCCAAGCAUGCAGGGUACCAUGCGCAAAGCCAUCUAUACCUACCCCUAACUAUAUGCGGAUAUCGAAAAGAUGUAGGGCUCUGAUACUUAUAGGGACACGGAUAACUCAAGCAACUUGAGCUACCUAUG
Xylaria bambusicola is the source of this 1209-nucleotide messenger RNA. RefSeq lists its product as uncharacterized. Bases 55 to 885 code for a protein of 276 amino acids. Lineage: Eukaryota; Fungi; Ascomycota; Sordariomycetes; Xylariales; Xylariaceae. The transcript has 2 exons. The record is from RefSeq and is a predicted model, not a curated record.